AUGGAAACAGACACCACCAACGACUCGCGGAUCUCGACAGCCGAGCAACUGGCAUACUGGAACCAGAUCUCGGCCGACGACGACGGCAUGCUCGGCGGGUACCCGCAAGUAUCGCGAAUCGACAUUCAAUUCUCGCGGACCUUUGUGGGUAAGCUGCGCCGCCUCUACCCUCCGACAACGCCACCCGAUGAGAAGCGACGCACGUCCAAGUACGCUUUCGCGAGAGGUCUCGAGACCGGAGCCGGUAUAGGGCGUGUGACCUUCAACCUUCUCUCGACGCUCUGCGAGCAAAUCGACAUAAUAGAGCCCAUUGAGAAGUUCACCGACGUGCUCACGGCUCCGGACUCGACGCUCGUCAGGUCGGGCCAGCUGCGACGCGUCUACAACGUCCCCUUGCAAGAGUGGACGGCCGCGACGACUCCGUCAUGGCAAUCAGCCCUCAACGUGCAGGCGGACGCGGACAUGGAUCUCUCCGCUACCAGUAGCCAGGGACGGUACGACCUGAUCUGGAAUCAAUGGUGUCUCAGCCACCUGUCGUCCGAAGCGCUGGUGCGGUAUUUCGCCAGCUUGAUCCCGCUCCUCGCGCCCGACGGCUGGAUCAUCGCCAAGGAGAACCUGUCAACAGACGCCUUUGGAAAAGACAUCUAUUACGAAGAGGACAGCAGCGUCACGCGCAGCGAUCAGAAUUGGCGCGCCGCGUUCGAGAAGGCCGGCUUGCACAUCGUAAAGACUCAGCUGCAGACGGGAUUUCCGAAGGAACUGGGCUUGUUACCCGUGAGGAUAUAUGCCAUGAGACCGAAAUAG
This is a messenger RNA of Exophiala spinifera, 804 nucleotides long. RefSeq lists its product as uncharacterized. NCBI's taxonomy places the organism in Eukaryota, Fungi, Ascomycota, Eurotiomycetes, Chaetothyriales, Herpotrichiellaceae. The record is from RefSeq and is a predicted model, not a curated record. Gene Ontology annotation, molecular function: N-terminal protein N-methyltransferase activity. The transcript has a single exon. Bases 1 to 804 code for a protein of 267 amino acids. Gene Ontology annotation, cellular component: cytoplasm. Gene Ontology annotation, biological process: N-terminal protein amino acid methylation.